Messenger RNA from Phyllostomus discolor (pale spear-nosed bat), 2552 nucleotides. It is a transcript of the gene SELENON, whose product is annotated as selenoprotein N. The transcript is spliced from 12 exons. The record is from RefSeq and is a predicted model, not a curated record. Gene Ontology annotation, molecular function: calcium ion binding. Gene Ontology annotation, biological process: calcium ion homeostasis; skeletal muscle fiber development. Lineage: Eukaryota; Metazoa; Chordata; Mammalia; Chiroptera; Phyllostomidae. Gene Ontology annotation, cellular component: endoplasmic reticulum membrane.
AGCCGAGCUGCAGCCAUGGGCCGGGCCCGGCCGGGCGAGCGCGGGCCCCCCAACCCCGGCCCCGCCGCACCGCCCGCGCCGCCUGCGCCCUCGCCGCGCUGCGCUCGCGCCGUGGCGCUGCUCGGGGCCCUGCUCGCCGCCGCCGCCGCGGCCGCCGCUGCCCGGGCCUACGGCCGCUACACUGAGGCCCAGGCGGCCGCGCGGCAGCAGGAGUCGGCGCUGAAGGCCCUGGGGACAGAAGGCCUCUUUCUCUUCUCCUCGUUGGACACGGACCACGACAUGCACAUCAGCCCCGAGGAGUUCAAGCCCAUCGCAGAGAAGCUGACAGGGUCAAGUCCCACGGCCAGCUACGAGGAGGAGGAGCUGCCGCCUGACCCCAGCGAGGAGACACUCACCAUAGAAGCGCGAUUCCAGCCUCUGCUCCCAGAGUCCAUGACCAAGAGCAAAGAUGGAUUCCUAGGGGUCUCCCGCAUGGCCCUGUCCGGCCUCCGCAAUUGGACAGCCGCAGCAUCGCCAAGUGCCGUGUUUGCCGCCCGCCACUUCCGGCCCUUCCUUCCCCCUCCGGGCCCGGCGGAGCUGGGCGAGCCCUGGUGGAUCAUCCCCAGCGAGCUGAGUGUCUUCACCGGCUAUUUGUCCAACAACCGCUUCUACCCGCCACCGCCCAAGGGCAAGGAGGUCAUCAUCCACCGGCUCCUGAGCAUGUUCCACCCUCGGCCCUUCGUGAAGACCCGUUUCGCCCCUCAGGGGGCCGUCGCCUGCCUGACUGCCAUCAGCGACUUCUACUACACCGUGAUGUUCCGGAUCCACGCCGAGUUCCAGCUCAGCGAGCCACCCGACUUCCCCUUCUGGUUCUCGCCCGCCCAGUUCACCGGCCACAUCAUCCUCUCCAAAGACGCCACCCACGUCCGAGACUUCCGGCUCUUCGUGCCCAACCACAGGUCUCUGAACGUGGACAUGGAGUGGCUCUACGGGGCCAGUGAGAACAGCAAUAUGGAGGUGGACAUUGGUUAUAUACCCCAGAUGGAGCUGGAAGCCACAGGCCCCUCGAUACCCUCUGUGAUCCUGGACGAGGACGGCAACAUGAUUGACAGCCGCCUGCCCUCGGGGGAGCCCCUCCAGUUUGUGUUUGAGGAGAUCAAGUGGCAGCAGGAGCUGAGCUGGGAGGAGGCCGCACGGCGCCUGGAGGUGGCCAUGUACCCCUUCAAGAAGGUCACCUACCUGCCAUUCACCGAGGCCUUUGACCAAGCCAAGGCCAAGAACAAGCUGGUGCACUCGAUCCUGUUGUGGGGGGCCCUGGAUGACCAGUCCUGCUGAGGUUCGGGGCGGACUCUCCGGGAGACGGUCCUGGAAAGUUCGCCCAUUCUCGCCCUCCUCAACGAGAGCUUCAUCAGCACCUGGUCCCUGGUGAAGGAGCUGGAGGACCUGCAGAAUGACCUGGAGAACCCGUCCCACAAGGAGCUGGCCGACCUGCACCUGGAGAAGUACAGCUUCCCAGUGGAGAUGAUGAUCUGUCUGCCCAACGGCACCGUGGUCCACCACAUCAACGCCAACUACUUCCUGGACAUCACCUCCACGAAGCCUGAGGACGUCGAGAACAGCGCCUUCAGCUUCUCGUCCACCUUCGAAGACCCGUCCACGGCCACCUACAUGCGGUUCCUGCAGGAGGGCCUGCGGCGCGGCCUGCCCCUCCUCCAGCCCUAGAGCGGCGGCCCCACUGGGGCCCCGAGGAGCCAGGCCGAGGGCAGAGCUGCAGAGAAGAGGGACUCCAGCAACGACGGACAGGCCCCUCCGUCCGUGGCCGCAGCCCUCGCUGCCCUCCUGUGUCUGGUGUCCUCCAUGGGGUCGGUCUCAGCGGGGACAGCCAUCUGGAGGCUCUGGGCAGCACCCGUCCUUCGGAAGGGGAAACCAUUCGGUCCCCCAGAACUCAGCUCCCCAGACCAGUCUGUCCGACCUGAUGACAGGACCCCCACACCGUCUGGGGACCCGCCAGAGGCCAGCUGUCUGGAGAGGUUUGCUGUGCAGCAGGCCGCUGCCCUUGGCCAGGGGCUCCACCGGGGAGGCCCUGAGGCCCAGGCCCGAGGCGUCCCCGAGCCACCGCAGCACCAGGUCACAGCAGGGCGCUGGAGCCAGAGCCCUGGUCCUGCUCCUGCCCUGAGACCUCGGCUCCACGGGAGCGCAGCCCAGCCGAGGGGCAGAGCCUCCCCAGAGCCGGCACCAUCCCGGCGGCCAGGGCGGCCCCAACCAGCCUGUCCACUGCUGGGCGGCUGCUGACCCUCCUUGGCCCCUCUUAGGGUCUCAGUUCCUAUCCCCAGCCACUGACCACGGCCAGUCUCUUUUUUAUACACGCAGAGAAGUGUUUUUAUGUGACCUUUCUCACAGUUUGUAGGUAUUUUUGAUAACCCCAGCGCUAAGGAGGAGGACGGGGCAAAGGCUCCCUCCAGCAGCUGCCCCAUGACGGCUGGGUCUGAAACCCUGGAUGGACCCAGUUCGAUGUCUUCGCAGUUGCACAUGGGGGAAGAAACACGCCUCUCUUCCUUCUCUUCCAGUUUUUU